AUGGAUCUUUCCCUGGAUGAGGAGGACGACUGGUUUUUCGAGUCCAUAAACGCAUACGAGGCGCUCCAUGUAUUUCAACUUGAGCAUUCCACGAAAGUAAUUGAGUGGACGGGCGAGAAAAGUAUCUGUGUUGCGGGCUAUGGCUCAGUCAAGAACGAAAUCCUGGAGCUGAUCUUACCACUUAAACUCUUUGCUGGAAAUUGUGAGGGUCUCUGUCCAGAGCGCGACUUUAAAGUGGACCACGGAGGCUUUUCCGAAGAACCAAUUGAGUGCCUGAAAUAUAUUCCAGGAACAAGAUAUGUAGUUACCAGUGGAAAUUUAAGCUCAAGACUGAACAUCUGGGAUAUUGGAGGAGAUGACAGUGAUGUAAUUAAGAAGAUGGGGUUCAUAGACCCAGUGGACACAUCAGCCCGAGGCAGUAAAAUGGCUCCGGGUUUGACCGAGGACCCUUCAAUACUCCAUGGAUCUCAGAUCAAAAACGUUCAGCUGACAGACCUAACAUCAAGGAGAGUCCUUCACUCAGUGGGAACUGAUUCAUCUGAAGCUGUCAGCGGGCUGCAGUUUUUAAGCCCUAACGUAUUUCUCAUCUGUGCAAGCAAUGGCGUUUUGUAUGUUAGCGACACUCGAGAUCCCAGUACCAAUCGAUACACCCUGAGAGAGGAGAAGAGCAGCUCGGAGUGGUGUUUUGCACUGAAGAUGGACCAGUCCCCAUCAGACCCUACCUCUUGCUCUGUGGCAAGACUCUCCUCGUCUGGUCAGGUUGUCAUAUCUGAUUUCAGAGACUUGGCUGGCAUAAUCAGUUGUGCCAAGCUUAAUGUCAAGCACAAUGCCCACAGCAAUGACUCCAUGACCGUGACGUGGGCUCCUGCAUUUGAUGGUGCGAUAGCUGUGUCAGGAUUUGAUGGAACAGUGCAGAUCUAUAACACCAAUGCUUGGACCAAAGAAUUCCAGGUGUUUGAGCCCAUUUUUGCACACUGUGGUCAUACCAUGAUGGGUGAAGAAAAGACUGAUAACACCUCUACGGUGGUUACUACUCAUGUGUGGCAUCCAUGGCGACCAAAGACUGUCCUAUCAGCUGCUACAGAUGGCUCUAUACAUGUAUGGGAGUGGAUUGACAGAUCCACCAGCAGUAGCAGCUAAGAUUUUUUAUGUAUUCAUUUGCAAUGGAUUUGGCCCCUUUGGUAAACCAAUCUCCAUUAUUCAAUUAGUGGUUAAACCUGAAUAAUUUUGUUUGAAGCAGAACAUUGCACUCUAACCUGACACUGGUGGAGGAGCCAUUCAUGCAAAGAGCAUUUCCCAAGAUAAACUCAUAGACUUGCCCGGCGAUGGACUGGUGACCUGUCCAGGGAGUUUCCCCACCUUUCGCCCAGUGAAUGCUGGGAUAGCCUCAGGUAGGCUCCAGACUCCAGCCGUGG
Chanos chanos (milkfish) is the source of this 1415-nucleotide messenger RNA. RefSeq names its product WD repeat domain 73 (gene wdr73). The record is from RefSeq and is a predicted model, not a curated record. The transcript is spliced from 8 exons. Gene Ontology annotation, biological process: cytoplasmic microtubule organization. NCBI's taxonomy places the organism in Eukaryota, Metazoa, Chordata, Actinopteri, Gonorynchiformes, Chanidae. Gene Ontology annotation, cellular component: spindle pole; cytosol. Gene Ontology annotation, molecular function: protein binding. The coding region runs from base 1 to 1140 and encodes 379 amino acids.